CUCAUUCAACAGUAAACAGUGUACAAGUGCGGUCGCGUUUACCAGUUUUUAACUUAAUCAUAUAAAUUUGCCGUUAAAUUUGGUUUUCGAUUGACUCUAUAAGUGAGUUACGUUUUAGAACAUGAAAUACCGAAAUGAAUAAAGGUCGAUUUGUGAUAGAGUUAUUGGACAUGGAUAGAUUUUGUUAGAGAAAACAAUAAUAAAACAAAAAGUGUGACUCGUAUUGUGUUCAUCGUUUUCAUUCAAAAUUUGUUCAAAGAAAAAAAAAACUGGAAACUGGAAUACAACAACCGAAAAGUUAAUUCAAGUAAAUUAAUUAAUCAGAAGAACGGCCCAUUUUGCAUACGGUGAAACCGUGUCGUCAUUAAGGCCAAUAGGUUCAAGGUUCGUCGCUUAAAAAGUCUUUCGUUUUUCAUUCUCCGCAUUUUUACCGAAUAAAACGGCAGAGAAAUGAAAGCGAUUUUGUAUUUGAUGGUCAUACUCUUGGUCAGCCAUGCGACAUGUGGAGCCAAUUCGUAUGACGAAUACGAAGAAGGUGCCAAUGACGAAUUAUCAUCCAAUUCGGAUAAGGACAUUGUGACCAGCAGCUACAUUUUGCCGAAACAGAUAUUCAACGAUGGAAAACCUUUUUAUUUGGAAAAGGAUCCAGUGUCUGGAAUGUUAGAUUUCAAUUCGAAAAAGUCGUCGGGUAUCAGCAGUGCACCGACUAUUAUUAAUCCACAAACGGACAAGGAUAUCAGCUUGAAUACAAACAGUAUUCAUACACCGAAUUUUCAUGAUUUCCUCAAUUUACCUGUGAAAUAUUCAUCGUCGAAAUUCGUCUAUCCGUUAGUGUCGUCAAGCUAUGCUAAUUUGAAGUAUCAAGGAAACAACAAGAACUUCAUUUCGAACCAUAAAAAUUAUUCGACUACGACGACAACUUCACCAAAAUAUUACACCGCUCCGACUAAACUUCAUUUACCGGAUGCAACUAAAUCAUCACCUCAGUUGUACACAGAAACCUAUUCAACCGUUGCGACAAAGAUUACAAAUCCACCGACAAGACCUCCACCAUUGACCACGAUAGCUACGACUUCGUCAACAACGAUUACAACAACUCCAACAACGGAAGCUACACAAGCCACUACAACACCUAAGCCUUUGUUCACACGAGAGCCGACAAAAUACACAACCACCAAAUACAAAUACUCCACAAUCCGAAAACGUCCGUUAUCCACCACAACUGAAAGCUUAAAGGAAUUACACAGUACAACAGUUGUAACGACUGCUCCACCAACAUCCACAACACCAUUCAUUUUUUUGACAACACCUUCACCAACCACAGCUAACAUAAUUCAACGACCUACGACCAUACACUCACCAUUUCGACCAUUGCCAACAUUGGGAACAACAACUUCACCAACAAUUGGUUAUUCUACCAGGAGCCCAGGAGAUGUGUACAGCAGCAUGUCUAACAAAAAGGACCCGAAUGACAUGAGUCUUUCCGAAUUGUUUAACUCGCUGCUAGAUGAUGAAAUGCCCGAACACUCGAAUAGCCAACAUUACGACUCAUUUAGUGAGUCGAGCGUGGAAAUUGAAACAAGAAAGCCCAUCUUACAGAACGGUUCUUUUGUUGGUGUUAGUGAGGAGAAUAUCGGAAACGAGUACGUAAAAUAUGAAGUGCAGAAACCAAAUAUUAAUGUUGCUCAGUACAAGCCGGUUUCCAGCAUGAACAACAUUGUCAUAUCACCGGAUCAAGAUUCGGCAUCGUUUGUCCUAGGUAGCCAGCAAUCAGUCGGUACUCAUUAUUUGGGAACAAAUGCAAAGGAAACUCCAACGUCGAACCAAGCGGUAGGAAAUGAUUUCAAAUACGGAACAUAUUAUGACGAGAACAGUUAUCAGUCAAUGAAACCACAAGGAUUUGUUAUGACUAAGACAACUGAAAGACCGACAACAGUAGAAAUUAAAUCGGAAUCAGAACCAUCGAAAAAUCCAAAUUCGGGUAUCCGUUUCCCGGUCGACAAAUUCGAGAACGCUCCGAUAGUAACUGGAACUUUCAAAAGCGAUUUCAUCGCUCCAAUAGCAUUACCACAAACUGGCAGUGGACACAUUGUAUUCCCACCAAAUAGUGAAACUGUUCAGGCUACAGUCAAUGCUCAGCAUCUAGCGGCCAGCAACACAGAUUUCUUGGAUAGUACCAACCUGGUUACAUUCCAAGAAAAUAAAGACAACCCGAGCCACAUUCAACCUGAUGGUGGAAACAACAAUAACCAAGUCAUUUCAUUGCACCAAGUACAAAAAAAUCAACAUCAACAACAGCAGCAACAACAACAACCACCACCACCAGGACCUCAUACGCUUCAAUUCACACAACAGCAAGAAUUCGCUCAAGCUCAGCAAUAUGAGUCACCCCUACAACAACAAUUCGUACAACCCCAAUAUCAAUUCAAUCAACAGCAAAACCAGCAGCACCACCAGCAACAAUCUCCCCCUCAGUUUGCUCAGCAACAGAAUUCACAUCAAAACGGUCCAUUUGCUCAUCAAAAUCCACAACAACACGAACCGAAUAGACAACAGACUCUGCAGCCGAAUCGGCAUGCAGAAGUGCCUAACGUGCAAGGAAACUAUCCGACAAUCUCAAAUGAUUUAACACCUCCAGAAGAAUCGAGUAAUCAUCCGCAACAACAAAUUUCGGAAAUUAAUCACCGACCUCCCAUUACGAGACCUCCACAACAUUUCGGCCACAAUGAUUUAACGAGAAAUCCACUUCCUGGCGUGCACCGUCCAAUCAAUAAUGAUCGUCCUCUACCAAAUAUUCUUCCACAAUUCAGACCUAAUGCCAAAAUUGGACAAGGACAUCCACACAAUAAAGACGCGGCAAAUGUGAGAAUGGGUCAGCCUCCUUUCGGGGCACGAUUACCACAAACACAACAACGGCUCCAACAUAACAAUAACAAUCAGAAUGGAAGACCAAAUCCGUCGUUCAGACGACCCCCAACUGCGGCCAACUCUUUUAAUGCGAAAAUGGCUGGCCCUCCACCACCAGAACAAAUGGAUCAAAAUCGUCGAUAUUUCCAAUUGCGCCCAUCACCGAACGAACGUGUUUACAAUCAUCCACACCGUCAUUUCAUUGACGGUAUGCCGUUACAACGACAUGGUGGAAUCGACGUAGCCGAAGCUAAAUCCGACUCUCUUCCGAUUUAUGAAAACAACGAAUUUCAAAGAAACAUUCCACGUAGGUCAAUUGGAGGACAAAUGCCAGAUAGAGUUGAAGAACGGGGAAAGUUGGAACCUGUAGUCACCUUACAGAUGAUUCAGUAUCAAAAGCUAUUGCAGAAAGACGCAUCAAAACAGAACACACUGCCACAUAAUAAGAAUCCUGAUGCACCUGUUUCAGUUCACACAGCAUCCGACAAGCCCCCUGUCUAUGUUGUGUAUCCAGUUAAAACGUCUCCAAUGAAAUUAGAUGUAAUCGGUCAGAAAGAAACGGAUCCAGUUGUUGUAGGGCAGAGAGGUGAACAGCCCCCUUUGCCUCCAUCCGAAAUCAACUCAAUUGGCGCCGGAAACGAAUACCAAAAUACUCCGUUCACAGUUAUUCGUCAAGAACAAGAACCAAUAUUGAUGGUCAAGCAGAAACCCGGCCAACAAGGAAAUAAACAACACUUUCCAUAUCCACUUGAACGGCCAGAGAAUGGACUAGAGGCAAACGGACAAAUUUAUUUCAAAAAAGAGCCUUUCUAUGGAACCAACGGUGUAUAUAAUUUGGGCGAAGAACCGGUCGAUGCGCAGGGCAAAGUAGUGAACAAAGGAGCAUUCAACUUUAAUCGUAACAACGAAGAGAAAAUCUCGAGCAAAUUAACGAGAUUGACGGAACGUCCAAUUGCAAUUGCCUACACACCAACCGAGCCGACACACUACUAUGAUCACAGCGACAAAUUUUCAAACGCCAAUCAUGCUAGUUCAGUCAUUCCCGAAAUUCGUGACGAAUCCGAAGGCGAUACCGAUGAAUUUGGAAACCCGUCCCGAGGAGAAAACUAUCAACAGGAUUUCCAAGCACCAUUCUACCCCAGCGUCAACUUAGGCAAUUCUCCAGAUCACCGAAAUGGAUGGUCUGUUUUGACAUCAACUCAAAAUUUGGCUAAAAAUAAGGAAAUUAUUAACCGAUCGGACGUAAAUGUUGAAAAUGACGAUAAGAAAUCGGAUAACCAGGACGUGGACAUGGACGAUAUGGAUGUGAACACCGAAGCGUUCAAUUCGGAAAGUUUUCAGCCGGAAUUUCAGUCUGGAUUUAAACCCAUAUACCCUGCCGAUAUGAAGGAAAGUCCAUCCGUUGCUCCGAAAGCGAAUAAGGUGGCUAAAGAAGUUGAUAGCAUAGAAGCUUUAGUAUACGAUGAUGAAAACGAUAAAGAGGAAACAAGCACAGAUAAGUAAAAGAGUGAGUAAUAUGGUGACAUUGUCUAGAGUCCAACAAUAUUUUUUUUGUUGGUAUACAUCCCCAAAUCAUUGGUGAAAUUUAAAUUCUUUUUCAAUGUUUUUCUUUUGAAAAUCCAAUGUAAGAAACGUAAACAGUUUGGAACACAAAAGUCGAUUCUUAUAUUUGAUUUUCGACAACAAUUUUUUUUUUGUAACUUUUUUUUGUUAAGUUAGACUGAUUUUAAGAUUUUUUUUUUAUUUAAAUUUUAAAUGAAUGAAUUUUCGUAAAACAUAAGAAAAUAUUUUUUUUGCACUUUCUUUAAGCUGAAAAAAUUGAUUAACGAAUCACAUCAGUGUGUAUUAUUAUGGCCUAGUAAUGUUAGAACGAUGAUUUCUAUUUUCGUAUUAGGUAAAUGUUGUAAUUUAUUUAUUUAUUUUUAAAUCUAAGCAAAAAAAAAAACGAAAACCGAUAUGAAAACAACGUACUACAGUAAGAAUUUUAACAAAUAAAAUUUAAAAUAAAAACGAAAAAA
Molecule: messenger RNA, 4925 nt
Organism: Bradysia coprophila
Lineage: Eukaryota; Metazoa; Arthropoda; Insecta; Diptera; Sciaridae
Source: RefSeq, a predicted model, not a curated record